Messenger RNA from Bipolaris maydis ATCC 48331, 750 nucleotides. RefSeq lists its product as uncharacterized. Lineage: Eukaryota; Fungi; Ascomycota; Dothideomycetes; Pleosporales; Pleosporaceae. The record is from RefSeq and is a predicted model, not a curated record.
AUGAAGUUAAUCAUCACAGGUGCAACUGGUUACGUGGCCACCGCAGUGCUUCGACAAGCUCUUCUCCUGCCAUCAAUCACGUCUGUCGUAGCUAUUGCACGACGCUCGGUAUCGUGUCCCAAAAGCAUACCCACCGCCAACGCAUCGAAACUGAAGAGCAUUGUGGUUCCAGCCUACGACACAUAUUCGCGAGAUGUACGAAGAGAAUUAGAGGGUGCGAAUGCCUGCAUCUGGACGGUGGCGAUCACACCUUCAAAAGCACGCCAAAUGGCCCCAGAAACGGUGCGUAUGGUAUGCCAGGACUGGGUGGUGGAAGGCCUCAAGGCAAUUCUCGAGGCAAACCCGAGCCCAGAACAGCCACUUCGAUUCCUGUAUAUGAGUGGUUCUAUGGCCUUUGAUCCAGCGCGCCCACGAAGCAGAAAUAAGACUAUCUGGAUACCAAGCUAUAUAAUGGAGUACUCCAAGAUGCGUGGUGAGACAGAAACCCAGCUCUUGGAUAUUGUCGCGGAGAACAGGACAAUUGCUGAGGUCUGCAUUGUGAAACCUGGAUACAUCAGUGGCAAAGAUCUAUUAAAUAGUAUCUUUGGUAUGUUAUUGUCGCUCACGGGGUUGGCAGAAACUAUACAUAUCAAUGAAGUAUCAGCCGCGAUGCUACAUCAAAUAGUCCAUGGUUUUGAGGAUUCAGACGGUGUUCUUUUGAACAAAGAGCUUUUAAUCAUUGGUAAAGAAGCCAUAAACCUGAAGAAGUAA